Messenger RNA from Ochotona curzoniae (black-lipped pika), 9841 nucleotides. RefSeq names its product RNA binding motif protein 26 (gene RBM26). Gene Ontology annotation, biological process: mRNA processing. Lineage: Eukaryota; Metazoa; Chordata; Mammalia; Lagomorpha; Ochotonidae. The transcript has 22 exons. The coding region runs from base 477 to 3512 and encodes 1011 amino acids. Gene Ontology annotation, molecular function: metal ion binding; RNA binding. The record is from RefSeq and is a predicted model, not a curated record. Gene Ontology annotation, cellular component: nucleus.
AUUCUCGCGAGAUUUAUCGGCAGCCAUCUUCUUGGGGGUGCUGGGAGCCGGGAAGACCCCCCGAAUCGUUCCCAUUGAGCUGUCCUUCGUCUUCGCCUUUUUCCCUUCCCCCCCUUUUCCCUUCAGUUUUGCUGCUUCUGCGUGGCCAACAAGCACCCAGUCCCGCAGCUGAGAGAGAGCCCGGGUGUAAGCGCGUGUCGCGCUCCCGGUCGGGGCAGGGGGAGGGCCGGGGCGAACCGUUGCUGCCUCGGCCCGGGCUGAGGUGCGGAGACGGGGUCGGGGGACGGCUCCCGGCGGCCCUGGGACUCGGGGCCUGCGGCGGUCCCCGCGGCGCUGCUCGCGGCAGCCGGCCACCGGCGCCGUCCAGCGCGGCCCGCGCGAGCGGCGCGCGGAGGAAGGGGCGGGGGCAGCGGCGGCUGUAGCGGCCGCGACCGGGGCGGGCGGACGAGCGGGGACGGGCCUCGGGGCCGCCGUGGAUGGUUUCUAAAAUGAUCAUUGAAAACUUCGAGGCCCUCAAGUCCUGGCUCAGCAAGACCCUCGAGCCCAUCUGUGAUGCAGAUCCAUCAGCCCUAGCAAAAUAUGUUCUGGCUUUGGUAAAGAAAGAUAAAAGUGAAAAAGAGUUAAAGGCAUUAUGUAUUGAUCAGCUGGAUGUAUUUCUUCAGAAAGAGACACAGAUAUUUGUGGAGAAACUUUUUGAUGCUGUGAAUACAAAGAGUUAUCUACCUCCUCCUGAGCAGCCAUCAGCAGGAAGCCUAAAGGUAGAAUUUUUUCAGCACCAAGAAAAAGAUAUAAAAAAGGAAGAGAUCACAAAAGAGGAAGAACGAGAGAAAAAGUUUUCUAGAAGGUUAAAUCAUAGUCCUCCUCAGUCAAGCUCUCGUUACAGAGAAAAUAGAAGUCGUGAUGAGAGGAAAAAAGAGGAUCGUUCUCGCAAAAGAGAUUAUGACCGAAACCCUCCUCGGAGAGAUUCCUACAGAGACCGGUACAACAGAAGAAGGGGGCGCAGUCGCAGCUACAGCCGAAGUCGGAGUCGGAGCUGGAGCAAGGAGAGACUCCGUGACAGGGACAGAGAUAGGAGCAGAACACGAAGCAGGAGCAGAACACGAAGCAGGGAAAGAGAUUUGGUAAAACCUAAAUAUGACCUGGAUAGAACGGAUCCCUUAGAAAACAAUUAUACUCCAGUCUCUUCGGUACCUAGUAUUUCAUCUGGUCACUAUCCUGUACCCACUUUGAGCAGCACUAUUACAGUUAUUGCUCCUACUCAUCAUGGUAACAACACUACUGAAAGUUGGUCUGAAUUCCAUGAAGAUCAGGUGGACCAUAACUCUUACGUAAGACAACCAAUGCCAAAGAAACGAUGUAGAGACUAUGAUGAAAAGGGUUUUUGUAUGAGAGGAGACAUGUGCCCUUUUGAUCAUGGAAGUGACCCAGUUGUUGUAGAAGAUGUGAAUCUUCCUGGUAUGCUGCCUUUUCCAGCACAACCUCCUGUUGUUGAAGGACCACCUCCGCCUGGACUGCCCCCACCGCCACCAAUUCUUACACCCCCACCUGUGAAUCUCAGACCUCCAGUGCCACCUCCAGGUCCAUUACCACCCAGCCUUCCACCUGUCACAGGACCACCACCUCCUCUUCCUCCUUUGCAGCCAUCUGGCAUGGAUGCUCCCCCAAAUUCCGCGACCAGUUCUGUUCCUACUGUAGUAACAACUGGCAUUCAUCAUCAAACUCCUCCAGCUCCACCCUCUCUUUUUACUGCAGUUUUUGUAUUACCAGAUACAUAUGACACAGAUGGCUACAAUCCUGAAGCCCCAAGUAUAACGAACACUUCCAGACCUAUGUACAGACACAGAGUGCAUGCGCAGAGGCCUAACUUGAUAGGACUGACAUCAGGGGAUAUGGAUUUGCCACCCAGAGAAAAGCCACCUAAUAAAAGCAGUAUGAGGAUAGUGGUGGACUCAGAGUCAAGGAAAAGAACCAUUGGUUCUGGGGAGCCUGGAGUUCCUACAAAGAAGACUUGGUUUGAUAAACCUAACUUUAACAGGACGAACAGCCCAGGCUUUCAGAAGAAGGUUCAGUUUGGAAAUGAGAACACCAAACUAGAACUUAGAAAAGUUCCUCCAGAGUUAAAUAAUAUCAGCAAACUUAAUGAACAUUUUAGUCGAUUUGGAACCUUGGUUAACCUACAGGUAGCCUAUAAUGGUGAUCCUGAAGGUGCUCUUAUCCAGUUUGCAACUUAUGAAGAAGCAAAGAAAGCAAUAUCAAGUACAGAAGCAGUGUUAAAUAAUCGCUUUAUUAAGGUUUAUUGGCACAGAGAAGGAAGCACUCAACAGUUACAAAAUACUUCCCCAAAGCCUUUAGUCCAGCAACCUAUUUUGCCUGUUGUGAAACAGUCAGUCAAAGAGCGGUUGGGUCCAGUACCUUCAAGUACUGUUGAGCCAGCAGAAGCCCAGAGUGCCAGUGCAGAACUUCCUCAGAAUGUAACUAAGUUAUCUGUGAAGGACAGGUUGGGUUUUGUAUCAAAGCCAUCUGUUUCAGCAACUGAAAAGGUGUUGUCUACAUCUACUGGUCUAACUAAAACAGUGUAUAACCCAGCUGCAUUGAAGGCUGCACAAAAAACCUUACUGGUUUCCACGUCUGCAGUUGAUAAUAAUGAAGCACAGAAAAAGAAGCAGGAGGCACUGAAACUUCAGCAGGAUGUAAGAAAAAGGAAACAAGAAAUUUUAGAAAAGCACAUUGAAACACAAAAGAUGCUAAUUUCAAAACUGGAGAAAAAUAAAACAAUGAAAUCUGAAGAUAAAGCAGAAAUCAUGAAAACUCUUGAAGUUUUGACAAAAAAUAUCACCAAAUUGAAAGAUGAGGUCAAAGCUGCGUCUCCUGGUCGCUGUCUUCCAAAAAGUAUAAAGACCAAGACUCAGAUGCAAAAAGAAUUGCUUGAUACAGAGUUGGAUCUAUAUAAGAAGAUGCAAGCUGGAGAAGAAGUCACUGAACUUAGGAGGAAGUAUACAGAAUUACAGCUGGAGGCUGCAAAACGAGGGAUUCUUUCCUCUGGUCGAGGUAGAGGAAUUCAUUCAAGAGGUCGAGGUACAGCUCACGGCCGUGGCAGGGGUCGAGGUCGAGGCCGAGGGCGAGGUGUGCCCGGUCACGCUGUGGUGGAUCACCGUCCCAGGGCGUUGGAGAUUUCUGCGUUUACAGAGAGUGAUAGAGAAGAUCUUCUGCCUCAUUUUGCGCAAUAUGGUGAAAUUGAAGAUUGUCAGAUUGAUGACUCUUCACUUCAUGCAGUAAUUACAUUCAAGACAAGAGUAGACGCUGAAGUAGCUGCAGUUCAUGGAGCUCGUUUUAAAGGGCAGGAUCUAAAAUUGGCAUGGAAUAAACCAAUAGCUAACAUUUCAGCAGUGGAAACAGAAGAAAUUGAAGCUGAUGAAGAGGAAUUUCAGGAAGAGUCUUUGGUGGAUGAUUCAUUACUUCAAGAUGAUGAUGAAGAAGAAGAGGACAAUGAAUCUCGUUCUUGGAGAAGAUGAUUUGCCUGAUCAUUGAUCUGCAUAUGCUAGAACUCUACCUGUGUUGCAUUAGGAUUAUCUAAUGUACUUUACAUAUUUGUAAAAACAAUUUUUGCUAAAAUGUGAUGAAGAUGGAUUUCACAAAUAGACAAAAAAGAAGAAAACUACCUUCUGAUCCUGUAUUUUGAAAGAUUGAUAUUUACGUUUUAUUUCAGUAAACAGUUGCUAAAGACAUCACACUAGAAACAUAUGCAAUGUUUUUAUUACAUACUUCUGAACAUUACAGAAUUAUUUGGGUUCUUUGUAAUUUAAUGAAUAGGUCUGAAAACUUAUGACCAAUACUUGUUAUAACUUAGAGGAUUUUGUUUUACUCCAAAUAAGGAAUGAAUUUGCAUUUAAAAUCUUAAUGAAUGUUUUCAAAAAUUGAGUAGAUAACAUAGUGCUCUAACUAAAAUCUACAAGUUAUGUAUUCAUAUUACAUAGUAGUAUGCUUAGGCUUUACUAUGUAUUAGCCUUUUGUUGGACUUGUGUAUGUAUUUUACCAUAUGGGUUUUAAUGAUAAUGGUGUAUGACUGCUUUACGUAUGAGUCCUUAUGCAUCUGGAUGUUAAAAAAAUAAAGUGGAAUGGUCUCUUAAAAAAAAAAAAGAAAGAGAAAAGAAAAAGCAAUGACAAAAAAAAAAAAAAAGACCAAGACAAUGUUCCUUCAUUUUUAAAAGAAAAAAAAAAAAAGGAAAAAAAGAUUUAAAAGACGUAAGACCAUUCCAGAUGGCGAGAUACACUUCCCCGUGCCCCUCAGUUAUCACCAAAGCUAUAAUCACUCAUCUACUCCAGCACCUUUACAAUAAUGUUCAAUCCAAUGUUUAAAAUUUAUACCACUUCAGUUUGGUUUGAUCCUAUAAAUUUCAACAGAUGUCUUAAAAUUUAAAAGCAGGCUGAUUAGUUUGGAACCAGUCUUCAAGUAGAGCUAACAUUUGGUGAAUAAGAAAACAUCACAUUACAUUUUGGAUGUAUGAAAGAAAACUUGAGCAUUUGAAGAUAUAUGAAUAAAGAAAUGUACUAUAGAUACUACUUUAGGAAAACACUGUUUGGUAAGUGUUUCAGUCUGAUAUUUUAAGUGUGUAUUUCCUAUUCCUGCAUAAAAAUCUUUGAAAUUUACAACAAUAUUGUGAUUUUAAGUGGAUUUCUCUGGCAAGUGAACAUGAUCGUUGAAAGUUCAUACAGUAGUUUCUAGGAAAUAAAUGCAUGGGGAAUGGGUUUACCUAUUUAUCUUUUAAAAUCAGUCAUUUUAAUUGCAAGUAUUUCUCUUGAGAUUUAGUGAUAAUAUUAGAAAUUACAUUAAAAGUAACUUCCAUAUUGAGAUCCUAACAAUUAAAAACUAUUAAUUCUGCCACCAUCAUAGUUUUCUAUUAGUAGAAUAACUUGUUGACCCCAUCCCCCACUAGGGAUUAAAGUGGUGUUAUUGUUAGUACCAUUCCACAGAAAUGCUUGAAUAACAAUUGGUGCACAUGUUUAUACUUAAAAUUUUUAAAUCGAGUUUCAGUUUUCAAGAUAGUGACUUUACACAAAAAUUUCUCUACUAAGUUCUAUGAUACAUUUUUGUGUAGUCUCUUGUAUGUUGACUAUGUGCUAUUCUGAUUCAUUAGGUAAGUUUCUUUUCUUUUCUUUUUAGUAGUCGUGAAAGAUGCCAAAUUGGCAGAGGCUCACGUUUCUUCUCUUUACACCAAACAGGUAUUAUAAAGAAAGUAAAUCUUUCCAAGGCCAGUUAAAUAUCUCCAUACUGAUUUUUGGCUUUAUAAUUUGAUUAAUAAAUUUAACCUAUUUUUAAAAUUUUGUAAAAUUCCCUUAUAAUGUGACUGAAAUGACCUUUUCUGUUUAUUUCAAUCGAUAAAUAGCCAGUUCCCUUACUGUGAAAUUCUGUAGUAGCUGGAACUUAAACUGUAUUAAGCCAUAUUUUUUAGUUAUUUAAAAGACAGGUAUGAUUCAGAUUGGUCCCAAAGAAUGGGAAUAAUGUUACCAACAUUGAUUAGAUUCACAAUUAAUGCUUGUAGAGAGCAUUUGUAUUUGAGUUAUAAGUGCUAGUAAUUAUGUUCCUUGAUUUUUUAUUUAUGAAUUUAUUUAUAAAUACUAGAAUUCCAUAUGUACAUUCAUAUGUUCUCAUUUAAAUAUUAAGAUAUUUCCUGGAAGCAGUGAAUUUUCAUUUUACAGAUAAGAAAACUUUACACUAAUACAGGUGGAGUGACUUGCCCCAAAUUGUAGCUAGCAAAUGGAAGGGACUACAUUUAAAUGUAGUCAUUCUUAUUUCAGUGCCAUUUUUUUAAACUACAUAUUGUUGCCUUUUGCUACUUAUUGAUUGUGAGAUUAUGUUUAUGUUACUGUAGAAGUUCUUGAUCAUUAGGCAGUUUCUACUUUUACGCUGCCUCUUAGUAUAGCACUUUGUUCAUAUCUCUGUUACAGUAAUUAUGUUGUAAUUAAUUUAUCUGGUUUAUAUGUCUGUCUUCCCCACUAGAUUGCAAGCUCCUCUAGGAAGGGGACCAUGUCUUAUUCAUCUUUUUAUCUUUAGUGCUUAUCAGAAAGCCCGAAUCAUAGUGGGCACUUAGAUGUUUGUUGGAUGAAGUAAUGAAUGAGUGCAUAUUUAAAUUUCCAGUAAUAGAGUGAGGAUUACCUGUCUUAUUCAUUCUUAUAAGUUUUCCAAGUAUCUCUCUUGAAGGUCUGUCCAAUUUUUAGGACCAUUUUGCUAAAUAACUGAUACAGUUAAACUGUUAAGCUUCUCUCAGUGGUGUGACUAGUACUGCUGGAGGUAUACACAUGUAAUCCUGAAUAGAAUUUCCACAGUAAUUUUACUAUUAAUAUUUUGGAGUAUUAAUGUUGCAGUCAUUUUCAGGGGUAAAAAGUCUUAAUUUCUAUCAGUGUCUGCGAUUAUAAAGGCUGACAGUCACCAAUCUAGUUCAUCCCACUACUUUAUAUUAAAAGCAAACUAGUGUGUGGUUAAGACAAUUUUGGUCCAACUAUGUGUUUGACUCUGUGGCCUCAGUAAGUCUUUUGCCUCAUUCGAAAUUGUUUCUUUGCUCAUUGAAAAGGGUUGGACUAGAUGAUCUCUGAGGUCUCUUUCAAUUAAGAAAUUUCCCUGGUACAAUAUUAAUGUUUUUGCUAAAUCAGUUUAAUAAAUUUAAGCCAAUGCUUCCCAUGUGCUGUUACGGUUGUUUCUAUCCUCUUACCAGUGGAAACAACUUUGAUUUUGUUCAUUCAUACACUGUCUCUUGGUACUCUUUGGUACAGUUUUUAUGUAGUGUUCUUGAGUGCUUGCAUUUGCCAGCACAAAUUCCACGUAAAGUUUAUGGAAUAACUUCUAUUUUCACUGGCCCUUUCCCUUCCUAAUUAGAACUUUUCAUUUUGCUUCUGCACUCAGUGUUUAAAACCACAGAUAUGUACCUGUAUCCAGAUACAAUCAGUCUCCCAACCACUAUGUAUUUGUCUUCGCAUCUCAGUUUACUUUGCUUAUGCCUUUUAUAAUGUGCUGCCUAAAACUAUAAAUGCCUUUUUUAAUUCUACAGCUCUUCUAACAAGUUUUUUGCUUUAGUACAGAACUGGGCUGUGUAGAAUGGGUUGGAAAUGGGUAAAAGAUUAAGGAUGAUGUGGACAGCUUCUAUAGGAACAAAUAAGGAAAAAUAAAUUACUGUUCAAAGAUUGAUUAGGGUCAUCUCAGGGGAUGGUUGCAUUUUCAUUUUACAUAAAUUUUUUUUAACCUAUUUCAAUCAUUAUGGCUCUAAGCAGUGUUUUCAGUGUUAAUAUUUCAGUAGUUACUUAACUGAUGGCCACAGAUUUAAUGGAAACAUGUUAUAGGAAUGGGAGAGUGUCCCAUAGCUAUUGUUUCAUUGUAGUAUGAUUAAGUGUAACAAUUAGUAGUUUACUAUAAAGUCAGAAUUUCUUUGUUUUAGCUGAUUAACUGUAGAGACUAUGACUGAACUUAAAUGAAGGAAAUAUUUUAUAACUAGCAUCGGUUUGAAGGGCUUAUAUUUCUAAUAUUGGGACGUUAGCCAUUAGUUAAGAAGAUUCAGAAAGAAAGCAACUUCUUUGGUAUGUUGAAACAUCAAUGGCUAUUUUAGGGUUUUAUGCAAACUUUGUCAUAUUUUCUUCCUUUCCACCCCUCCCCCAACAUGUAAUGAUUAAUUAUGGCCUUUCAGUUUUAGUCCUUCUAUGAUUUGUUUAAGUAUUUGUAAGGUCCAGCCUCCCUCCACGCCCCACAUGUUUUUUGUUGUUUUGCUUUGUUUUUUUUUUUUUUUUUUUUUUUUACAAAGGACUGCCAGCCUUUUAAAACAGUAUGGAAUUCUGUUACUAAAUUAGUUCACUUUUGAUCAUUUUCACAGGCCUUUUGUAUUUUUAAAAAAUCCAAUCAACUAAAAACCGAAAAUUUGAUGUUAGAAAUUAAAACUGAUCAAAAGCGUAUGUAAGGCAGAAAGGACAUUUCCUUAUCCCCGAUCUCAGGAACUACCUUGUUCUUGCUAACUUCUUGACUUGGCUAGUUGCUUUGAGGUAUGUAUAAAGGCCAUCAGAGAGGAGUCAGUGUGUCUCAGUCUCUCUCUCUCUCUCAUCGUUACAUACUUACCAAAUAAAACAGAUGCUCCUCCAAAAUAGCAACCUGCAAGUCCUAGGACAGUAAGAAGUCUCGGUGAAAAUGACUGCCGUUCACAGGAAUUUCCAAUGACUGCAUGCUUACCUGAAAGACAUCUAACUUGAUGUAACUUUCCUUGAAGUUUAUUGGUACUAUGUACUCAUUACUUAAAUGUAAUUGAAACCAUUUUAAUUUGAUUCACUUUUGUGUGUCAGUUCUAUAACUGUUACCUCCUAAGUUCCUCCCUUCUUGUCUGUUUAUUCCAUCCAUCUUGCCAUCAUCAAAAGUUAGCCUUCCAAAUACCACUCUCAUUUUGAUGUGUUCUUUAAUCUUUUUUUUUCUGCCCUUUUAUGCUUAGUGUAGAAUUUCACAUUUUAUAGUGUGAUUAAAGAAAUGAUUAUUAUAGAGUGUUUAAAGGAAAUUGCACACACCUUGCAAUUUAAAUCUUUGGGAAACAGAAGAUUGCUUUUGAUUUUAUUUACAAUGCUUCAGAAUUUUUUCCCCCUGAUUUCUUAAAAAAAUUUUUUUUUUUUGCCUAUUCUCACCUCUCUGAAAAUAUGCUGUUACUAGAUUUUCUAACCAAGGAUUUUAGAUCAUAGCCAUAUGGUGGGUCUAUGAUCUUUGAAGCUAGUCACUUCAGGAAGCGUAGUAUAAGUUCUUAUUAAAAAUAAUUUUAGCCCAAAGAUGAUCUUUUGUGUAAUUUGUCUGCAACCUUUUUUUUUUUUAAGUUCUUUCUCAAAUAGCUUUUCUUUUAAUGUGUGUAGAAGUUGGACAUCAGUAUAUGGUGUGAUUCAAUUUUUAAAUAUGUUUACUGUCUUCAAAGGUUUUUUUUAAUAGUAUUCUCUUUUUCCAGCAGAGAGAAAUCAUCAUUGCCUGAAUUUAGUUUUGUGACCUACAAGAGCAAGACCUGUUCCUGUCUGGAGACGACUGUUAAAAUAUUAUCAUCUUGUCAUUUUUUGUGUGCCCUUUAUUAAUUUGAAUAGAUGUUUACAUGUACAGGAUUAUCAUCUUUACAGUUUGAGUACCUCUGAAUCUAGAAAUGUAUCCAAAUGUGUACUCUGACCUUAUUUUCAAAUGUUUUCUUUCUAGCCUUUUUUUUUUUAACAUACUUCACAAAGGAAUAAGACCUCUUGGUUUUGUAGUAUGAGAUACAUUCAGUCUCAACUAAAUUGCAGAGUGUGUCUGGGAACUCUACAAAGCCAUGAUACUGUGUUCAUUUGUGUGAACAAUUUAGAAUGAAGAAAAUGAAUUGAAAAAUUUAAAUAUGAUUUUGGUUCAAAAUUUUCUGGGAUUUAAUAUAUAUUUCUGGGAUUAAGAAUCACUUAAAGUAAUUUUGAACACAUGAUGAAGUACUUUUUUUUACAUGCUAUAACUUGCCUGUUUCUUCUGAAUGUACUUACUGAUGUUGCCAUGGCCACUUAAUUUUCUUUUUUAUUCUUAUUUCUUCAAAACAAAUUUUCUUUCUUUGAAAAUAAUAGAUGAUGAUAUGGAAUACCAGUAUUAAAACAUAUCUAUUAAAUGUCUAAUUUUACAGGGGUUUUUUUUCCUAUGUCUUCUUUACUUGCAAUCAAGACAUGAAGUACAAAGACAAUCUUUAGAAUAUCGCUUUCACCUUAAGAAGUAUUUGUAUAAAUUAUUUAUAAAUAAUGUGGCUUAGACUUAUGACAGAUAUGAUUAAAUCUCAUCCUGAAUAUUCACUCACAUAUCCUUUUUAUAGUGGACAUCAUAAAACAUUUUUUU